Molecule: messenger RNA, 1149 nt
Organism: Cornus florida
Lineage: Eukaryota; Viridiplantae; Streptophyta; Magnoliopsida; Cornales; Cornaceae
Product: putative F-box protein At5g62660
Exons: 1
Coding region: 1-1149 (382 amino acids)
Molecular function (GO): protein binding
Source: RefSeq, a predicted model, not a curated record
AUGGCGAGCAAUAGUGCUGAACAUGUUGUACCUGAAGAUUUAAUAGUUGAGAUAUUAUCGAGACUACCUGUGAAAUCUUUGAUUCGAUUAGGGGUUGUUUGUAGAUAUUGGUACACUGUCAUCAGAAACUCUAGUUUCAUUAUAAAGCACCACCACAGCAACAACAAUGUCCAUCUUCUUGUUGAAAACUACAAUUUCAACACUGAAAAAUUUGCUUUCACCCUAUUCCCCGAUGAAAAUCUUGACAGCAUACCACUAUUAUAUCAUGAACUUAAUGACUUACAAAUGUCUAGAGAUUUGUUAUAUGUUCUUGGUCCUGUUAAUGGCAUAUUAUGUUUGUUUGAUGGUGGGGAUCGUAUAGCUUUGUGGAACCCGGCUUUGAGAGAUUUCAGGCUCCUCCCUAGGCCCCAAGAAAACAUUCCGCCUUAUUUCAGCGUCAAUUGGAAUAGUUUUGCAUUUGGUUUGGACCCCUUAACCAAUAAGUGUAAGGUGGUUUGGAUUCGGUAUUUCUAUGAUGACCGGAUAAAAAACAUGUAUUUUCCUCCAACUGUUGUAGUAUAUACCCUAGGUACUAAUUCUUGGAGAAUGAUUGAGAUUGAUUUGCCUGAAAAUUAUUGUGUAGAUAAUACUUUUAGUGACGGGCUUAUUAAUGGAACUUAUUAUUGGAUAGAUCGUGAUAAUUCAUUGAAGUAUACGAUUAUUUCAUUUGAAAUGGGCAGUGAGACUUUCGGAAUGAUACAGCUGCCAUUAGAUUUUCCCAGAUAUUAUUGGGGGGGUCUUAUUGUGUAUAAUGACUCAAUUGCUGUGGUAUUUUAUGAUCCACCUGAGGAGGUGAAAUACUUCGAAAUAUGGGUGAUGAAGGAUGAGGGUCUCUGGAACAAGCAAUUAACUAUUGGACCCCUUCUAGACAUUGACAGACCGCUUGGCUUAUGGAAAAAUGGUGAGCUUUUCCUAGAAACUAAUAAAACUCAACAGUUGCUCUUAUACAACAUUAAUACCCAAGAAACCAAGGUUCUUGGACCUCGAGGAUAUGAGCAUUGCCUUAAGGUUUGUAACUACAAGCAGAGUUUAGUUUCUUUGAGGGAACAAAAUGAAUUCAGGGAUGAGUAUAAUUCAUCUAAUAUGAUUCAAGAGUUCUGUACAUCUUGA